This is a messenger RNA of Octopus bimaculoides (California two-spot octopus), 3095 nucleotides long. Its product is annotated as short transient receptor potential channel 7. Gene Ontology annotation, molecular function: inositol 1,4,5 trisphosphate binding; store-operated calcium channel activity; protein binding. Gene Ontology annotation, biological process: regulation of cytosolic calcium ion concentration; calcium ion transmembrane transport. Gene Ontology annotation, cellular component: plasma membrane; cation channel complex. NCBI's taxonomy places the organism in Eukaryota, Metazoa, Mollusca, Cephalopoda, Octopoda, Octopodidae. The record is from RefSeq and is a predicted model, not a curated record.
AUAUGUUACAAUUCUCCAAAUUGAAGACAUGACAAGGUAUUUCAGUUCACAGUUGCUUUCUUUAAGGACAACAACAGACUAUUAAGGUUGUAUGUAACAAGACGGACCACAAAAGUCUAUCAGUCGCUUACAGCGAUAAUAUUAAUUACAACAACGACACCGACGCGCAAGACAACAUCGGCAGAUCGCCAUGUCGAUAUUAAUGGGAAUUGAGAGGAAGGAGAAGAAACGGAGUCUCAGCAUUGGCGCUCUCACCACUCUUGUGGAGACACGUCUUCAGGAUGGCCUCACAGAUGAUGAACAAGACUUUCACUCAGCUGCAGAAAUCGGUGACCUGGAAACGGUCAAACGUCUUGUGGAAUCAGGUAAAGUGUCCAGUAUCUGCACUGAUUCUAUGGGCCGUACCUGUUUGCAUGUUGCCACGAUUGCCAAUGACCCGGAAAUGGUUCGCUAUUUGCUCAGUCUCUAUCCACAAGACCUCAUACAUUCUGCAUUUCUCUGUGCAGUCGAAAACGACAGAGAGAAACUAUGUGACAUCUAUCUCACACAUCCAAUGUAUUCACUUGAAGAAGCAGAACAGAAACUUCCGGAGGAAACCAAAGAAUCAAGCAAAGACAAAUCAGAAACGGUACGAAGGAUACUCCGCGAAGCUCUGAUAAUUGCAGCUACACAAAACAAUUUCCUGAUCGUCAAGAAGCUGAUGCUGCGUGGCAUCUUGUUGGAUAUGCCACAUGAAUACUUCUGCAUGUGUAAAACAUGCAGUGUGGCCAGGUCAGAAGAUUUCAUGAGAUUUACAAAUGGUAGACUUGAUGCUUUUCGCGCCAUUGCUAGUCCGGCUUAUCUUGUUUUGACGGAGAAGGAUCCUAUUGUGGCUGCAUUUCACCUUAGUGAAAGAUUCCGGAAAAUGGCAGAGAUUGAAACAGAAUACAAGCAAGUGUACUACGAAUUGGAUUCCCAAGUACAAGGAUUUACUUUAGAUCUAUUAGCCGAGUGCCAAAGUUCGGAAGAGGUGCGCAUACUUCUUGGAGUUGAUCCCAGUGUGGAGAGACCCAAUACGUUGCCUUUGAUUAACAUGGGACUCGUCUACCAACAAAAGAAGUUCCUUGCUCAUCACAAGUGCCAGAGUCAAGUCGCUCAAUUAUGGUAUUCUGGAGUUCCAAUCCUUAGAUACCUCAAUAACUUUAAGUACUUAGUAAUGAGCAUUCCAAUCGGUAUGAUUCUAAUACCCGUCUUGUCUAUGGUCUACAUAAUCACUGGAUAUGAAAAGGUAAGUAUACAUUUCAGUCUUCCUAAUCGUCAAAUAUGUCUCAUAUGGGAGGAAUGUAAGCAGAUAUGGGAAGCAGGUCCUCUGAAUUAUUUCUCAUCUUUAUGGAAUAUAUUGGACUCGUUUAUGCUCAAUUUCUUACUCACAUCUUUCCUGGUUGAUGUGGUGGUGUCGUUUAGACUUCAAAAUGUCUUUCAGAAUCGUAGCAAAAUAAAACAUAUGUAUAGCAACACAUCAGUUAUUCUGCCUGCUUGCGACUGGGAUUUGAACUCGGGAGAUUAUUGCAGCCAAACACGUGACUACGAUAUCGUUGUCAGUUGGUCGCCAGUAUGGUCACCAGACCCAGAACUGGUAUCUGACGUUUGUUUCUCUCUUGGGAUCUUGCUUUCGGUUUGUCGAAUUGCAUUCUUGAUGCCUUGUAAUGAGACUUUUGGAACUAUGUUGGUAUCUUUUUACCGGACACUCAUGGACUUGUUCAAGCUUUGUGGUAUGUUCGCUCUUGUCCUGAUCGCCUUUACAUGCAGUAUUGCUGCCCUUUACAGCGCUCUUAAAUGCAACACAGAAUCAUUCAGCAGCGUCGCUAACACCAUCGUCUACUUAACGUGGGGCACAUUUGGAAUGAGUGAUUCAAAUGCUCCUGAUCUUGAUCUCAAUGGACAACCAAUGCAUUCACUGAUCAAUAACUUCGACGCUAAACGGAACGUCACGGUUGCUCUAGGUUAUAUGCUCUACGGCACAUUUAUAUUCGCCUCAACCAUUGUCCUCAUCAAUCUUCUUAUCGCUGUUAUGUCGAACACAUUCCAAGAGAUACAAGUAAGUUAUCUUAAAUUGCUAUCUUUUUACACCCUUAGUCAUUUACAACACCGUCUUCAGUCACUCUACGUUAGUUUUGUCAUUUCAACCCAUUUCAAAACCCAAAUAUUUCAUGAAAAGGGUCUCAGUCAUUUAAAUACUACAGACAUGGACAUGCAAGCGGAUACAUGUGUUCCUUGUUCUUAUUGGAUCGGUACAAUCGUUAUGCGCGCGCGAGCGCGUAUACGCGUACAAGAAUCGGAUGAAGAGAAUGGUUCAGAUGAACUCAAAGAGAAAGAAAGAACUAAUGUUAUUUCUAAAAUAAUUAGACGCUUUGUAUUGCAAUCAUCGAAAGAAAAACUUGAAGAUAACGAAGGUGGGUCUGAUGACGUUAUCAAGCGACUGAUUGACAACUUGGCAUCGAAACUAUACAAGAAGCUCGACACCAUUAAAGAAAAAGUUUCCGUCGUGGAACAGAGCGUAACAAACGUACAUUCGGAAGAGGACAAAAUUCUGAAGACACAGAGUCAACAGAUGACUUUGGUCAAUACACAAAUUACGCUAUCUGAACAGAUGCUGUCGAAAAUACAAGUUCUUGCCGACGAUACGAAAACAACCAUAGAAAAAUCCAUGAAAGAUUUGGAAGAAACUAUUUCUCAAGCAGAAGCUAAAUAUAUGCUUAUGGAAGAUGAGAAAGAAAAAAGGAGGCAAGAAGGUAUGGAAGAACCUAAAGAAAAAUCCGGUGAAGCUGCUCACUCUCGUCUCUGAUACUUCCAUAAUACUGAUAAAUUUGUUAUGCUCCAGCAUGAUUGCAAGUCACUGGCUGGAACCAGUAAAAUAUUAACUCAUGUAAAGCAUAAAUAUAUACACGUAUAUCAUAUAUUUUUAAAGAUGAACUCAUGUGUAAUUUUCGGACUAUUUGAUUACCUUGUGUGUCGUUAACACGAUUUUAGCCUGGUAUAGCCUGUUCUCUUUAUGUGAUAUUCCUACCAACAACUCAUUAAAGACGAAAAUGCCAAAAAAAAAAAAAAGAAAAAAA